AUGGCCUUGGACUCGGGGGCCAAGCGCCGUAAGAUUGAUCAUGGCGGCUCGAGUCUCCGACACGAUGGUCUCAUUGAUUUCAAGUCACGAAAUGCUACCCGCGUGUCAUCCGCCAGCACCUUCGUGCUUCAAACCGAAGAACUACUCAAGGAGGCCAAGAUGGACUAUGGCAAGACACUUAAAGACGCCGAUAGCCAAUUGUUUCGAUUGAAGACCGUCGUGGAUGCGAUUGAGCCACAUGAGCCUCUCCCGAUUGCCGACGCGACGUCGAAAUUCGAGAAACAACAUUGCAUUACUGUGCCAUACCCAGACCCAAAGCCUCCCAAAGAUUCUCCAUACAAAUUAUCAUACGCUAAGCCUGCACAAUGCAAUGUCGUCGGCAGUUACGUUUCGAGGACGAUGGUCAAGUCUCAAGCCGUUCUGGGUAUUGACAUGGUUGCUCAAAUGCCUGCCUCGCUUUUCCAAGACAAAGACUAUCUAAGCAUGCGAUAUUUUUACCGUAGAGCCUACUUCAUCGCUUACAUCGCUGCUCAAGUUCGCAAGGAGAUGGGGAAUGCUGCGACACUGACUUUCGAAUUUCUCAACGAAAAUCCCCUUCUCCCGGUACUGGUUCUCCAGCCGUUGCCUGAGGCGGCCGAGGCGGCAGACACAACCAGUGCCAAGAAAGCAGAUCCGAACGUUGCGAAGAAGAACAAAAAGAACUCCGGCUACUUCAUCCGCUUAAUUCCAUGCGCGCCGGACAAUCUCUUCCCUUGGUCGAAACUUACGCCGUCCGCAAAUUGCACUCGCUUGGGAGAGACCAAGGAAAAGAAAGGAAGCAGCUCGACCUCCCCAUUCUACAAUUCGACUCUUAAUGCCGAGAGAACCUUUAUUCAGUACCUCAGAGUUUUAACAUUGGCGAAGAACGAAUGUCCAGCCUUCCCGGACGCAUGUGUUUUGGGCAGAAUAUGGCUGCAGCAGCGCGGCUUUGGCGGGUCUAUAUCUCAAGGCGGAUUUGGCCAUUUCGAAUGGGCGACGAUGAUAGCUCUUUUGCUGCAGAUGGGCGGAAGAAAUGGGCAACCUGCUUUGUCUAGCUCCUUAAGCAGUACAGAGCUGUUCAAGGCCGGCAUACAAUUUCUGUCAACAACAGAUUUCAAUAAGCGGCCAUUUACAUUCAAUUCGGCCACUGUCGAUGCCAAACUAAUCCGAGAAGCUGGUCCAGUCAUGUUUGAUCCCGUACGGGAGCUGAAUAUUCUGUCAAAGAUGACACCGUGGUCCGCUAGCCUUCUGCGACUUCAUGCGAAAUCGACAUCAGAUCUUCUAGCUGAUGAGAGGGCUGAAAAGUUCGAGCCUACAUUCAUCACCAAGACCGAUGUCACGUUCCAAGUCUACGAUGCCGUAUUCCAGAUCACCAAGUCUGAUUUUGCCAAAUAUGUAGAUUCCGCUGAUCGCAGCAGCAUCUCCUGGAAAUUCGCAUUUGAUGUGCAGAAAAUACUCAAGAAAGCCUUUGGGAAUCGUGCACAACUAGUUCACAUAGAGCUUCCAUCAGUGAACCCAUGGCAACUUGCCAGCCCAGCCGCGAAGCCCGCUACAGAGCUUCUUGUUGGGGUCAUCUUUGACCCAGCUCAUAUGUCUCGGCAAAUGGAGUAUGGUCCACCCGCGGAGGAAGAAAAGGAGGCUGCUGUUUUCAGACAAUUUUGGGGCGAAAAAGCCGAGCUGAGGCGCUUUAAAGAUGGAAGCAUUCGUGAAUGCGUCGAGUGGAAUGGCAAGUCACCUUUCCAAGUUUGUGAGGAAAUCACUACCUACUGUUUAAAGGAGCACUUGAAAGUAGCAAAGGAAGACAUAACUGCGCAUGGAAACGGGUUCAGCUCCCUGAUUGGCCUUUCUCACAUGGACAAAGAGGCCUUCGACUCAGCUAGGAGAGCAUUUACGACGUUUGAAAACGACAUUCGAGGUUUGGACGACCUUCCUCUUCAGAUUCGCCAGUUAUCACCAGUCUCACCAUCUGCUCGCUACUCGUCCUUGGAGCCACCAAUGCUUGGAUUUCACAAGGACAAUGUUGAGCCGAUGGAAGUCAACUUGUACUUCGAAGCAUCCAGCAAAUGGCCAGAAAAUCUUACGGCGAUUCAAGAAGCAAAGGUGGAUUUCCUUCUUGACUUUGACCGGCGUUUAACAGCUGCCAAUGACAAGCUCACAACAUAUCUUGGUCGUGAAAACAGAGACGUCGGCAUUGACAAUUUGGCAUAUUUGGAUGUUGUGUAUGAAGGCGGUGCAGCCUUCCGCCUGAGGAUAUACUGCGACCUGGAAGACACUUUGCUCCAGCGCCAAGUCCAAAACAAGACGCUUGAUGCCCAUGUGCGCGAAGAAGCCUCAGAGGCUCUCGCUUCACUUCACUGGCAUUCUACCACACUACCCUUGCAUACUCAAACCAUCGCAACGUUUUGUACUCGCCUGCAGCCCUUGUCACAAACUAUUCGCCUGGUUAAGCAUUGGUUUGCCAGCCAUAAACUUUGUGGACACUUCUCGGAUGAACUCAUUGAGCUGUUCGUCCUGCAUGUCUUCAUUCAGCCAUAUCCAUGGCUAAUGCCGUCGUCUCCUUCAACGGGACUUUUACGCACUCUAUUUUUCUUGGCAAGGUGGGAUUGGCGGGACGAACCAUUGGUUGUAGAUUCUGCUGAAACCAUUACAACGGAGGGCCAGUCCACGAUGCGACGAGAACUCGAAGCUUGGAGGAAGCGAGACCCUCACAUGAACCAUCCUGUUCUGUUUGUGGCCACGUCUAAUGAUCAGUCAGGGCUGGGCUAUACUAGAGGCGGACCAUCGAAGCUCAUCGCAUCACGGAUGACUCGCCUGGCCAAGGCGGCAUGUAAACUCGUUCGCGAUCAAGGAUUACAUCUCGUGCCGAAUAGUCUUUUUGAGUCGUCACUCCAAGACUACGACGUUCUGAUCCAUCUCUCAACCAAGACUAUCAAGCACAUCUUGGCCGAGGCAGCCACAGAAUUUGGCGCAAAGAAGCAAUCACAAUACAAGAAUCUCAAUGCCCGCACUGGCAAGAUGCCCCUACCCAUCAGAGCACACCCGUCUACCGUCCUUGCCCAAGAAUUGCAACGAGCCUAUGGCGACACUUUCGUUUUCUUCUCAGGUGGACCAGAAGAGUCCGUCUUGGCGGCCAUUUGGAACCCGAAACUGCAAAAGAAACAAAAGUUUAGAGCUGGACUACCGUAUAACUUCCGAAAGGUUGAGGCGGGCAAUGAUGCUGAUGAUUCGGCCCCUGACAUGGUUGACGUAAAUCGACAAUCUAUCCUACUGGAGAUAGCAAGAACAGGCGGUGAUAUGAUCAAGAAGAUUGAAGUUGGGGAGGAUGAGGAAUAG
Molecule: messenger RNA, 3351 nt
Organism: Pochonia chlamydosporia 170
Lineage: Eukaryota; Fungi; Ascomycota; Sordariomycetes; Hypocreales; Clavicipitaceae
Product: pre-rRNA processing protein Utp22
Exons: 2
Coding region: 1-3351 (1116 amino acids)
Biological process (GO): rRNA processing; tRNA export from nucleus
Cellular component (GO): CURI complex; UTP-C complex; small-subunit processome
Source: RefSeq, a predicted model, not a curated record